CGGCUCCGUGGCGUUGCGCGCGCCGCUUCCUGGAGGCGCGAUGGGACACUGAAGGGAGCCGCCUCCGCCGCGGACGGAUGGGAACUUCUCCCUCUCUGUCUCUCUGUGUGUCUCUUUCUCUCUCUGCCUCACGCCUACCUUCCCUCCUUUCCUUCGCUCUCUUUCUCUCUCCAGCCUUGGAAGCCCCUUGGAAUCCCGGCGACGCCACUCAGGAAGGAGGCAGGAAAGUCGGACCUUGGACUUUAAUCUAGAACAGAAAUGGGGAAACAGAACAGUAAAUUGAGACCUGAAGUUCUCCAGGAUCUCCGAGAGAAUACUGAAUUCACAGACCAUGAGCUUCAAGAGUGGUAUAAAGGCUUCUUAAAAGAUUGCCCAACUGGCCAUUUGACUGUUGACGAAUUCAAAAAGAUAUAUGCUAACUUCUUCCCCUAUGGCGAUGCCUCGAAGUUUGCAGAGCACGUGUUCCGUACCUUCGAUACCAACGGCGAUGGGACGAUUGACUUCCGGGAAUUUAUCAUUGCGCUGAGUGUCACUUCCCGAGGAAAGCUGGAACAGAAGCUGAAAUGGGCGUUUAGCAUGUAUGACCUUGAUGGCAAUGGUUAUAUCAGCCGUGCAGAAAUGCUUGAGAUAGUGCAGGCAAUCUACAAAAUGGUGUCUUCAGUAAUGAAAAUGCCAGAGGAUGAAUCUACUCCAGAGAAACGAACAGACAAAAUAUUCAGACAGAUGGACACAAACAAUGAUGGUAAACUAUCUCUCGAAGAGUUUAUUAAAGGUGCCAAGAGUGAUCCUUCUAUCGUGCGGUUGUUACAAUGCGAUCCAAGCAGCGCAAGUCAGUUCUAAUUAAACUCUGGACAGUUUGCAAAGAAAAUUACUGGCUUGUUCAAGCUUUGCUCGUAAAUGGAUGCCUUCUUAACCAUUCCUCGGUGGUUAGCGGAUGAGACUCCGUUGCCAGAUUGUCUGUGAGUCCAAGUGAAAGCCGGUCUCACUCCUCUCAACACACUGAUGAAAAUCCUCCUCCAUCUUCCACAGUUCCAUCAUUUUUCUGAUUUAUGUCCAUAAUGUUAUUAUUUCCUCACACAUCUAACAUAACUGAAAGGUAUGUUUACAUGCAGGUUAAAGGGGAGUUAUUGCACAUCACUUGAUUAAUAUGAAUGAAUGACUUUCUUCUGUUCCCCUAGAAGACGUAUUGUGCCCAAGACAGAAAUGGCAAAUGAAAGGCAAACUCAUUUGCCUCCCAGAAAAUGACUAUGAAAUGUGGAAUAAAUUUAGUAGAAUUUUUUAAAAGCAUGAGACCAGAUUCCUUUCUGAGAGGAAGAUUGCUUGCACUUAUGUAAUGGUCUUUCCAUUCUAUUAAAUAUAUAAAUAUAUAUAUUAUAUACAUAAACUAUAUAUAUAUGGUGAAGUAAAAUUUUAAUAUUUAGGUCGUAUUUAAUAUAUCAAGUAUAUUAAACUCAUGCUUUAUUUCUUGUAGUUGUCGGUGAUUACCGGUAUUUAGAUCUUUUUUAAAAGAGAAAGAAAGAAUGAACAUAUGUAAGCAUAGCAAACUUGCCAUCAAGGCAUUGCAUGACCAGCUGUUUGUGAAUAUAACACUGUUUUAAUUACCAAUGGCAACACUUUGUUCGUUUUUACUGUCAAUUGAUUGAGUCCUUUUAUUGUGUUAAUGAAAAAGGAAUAAAAUCGUACUUCUGUGCUUCUCGGCGAAGUGCCACGCCUUGUGGUGGCAGCAUUUGACUUGGCUUUUGAGUGAGGUGAGGUGAUUUGACAUGCCCUUGCUAUGGCCCUUCUACUUUGUUGCUGUCCAUCUCUGUUAAUAGUCCUGUGCAUUCCAGUGUUAUUUAAUAACUGCCUAAUGCCAAGAAACGUCAAUUGAAAUAAAGACUCAUUUUCUUGUCA
Molecule: messenger RNA, 1893 nt
Organism: Anolis carolinensis (green anole)
Lineage: Eukaryota; Metazoa; Chordata; Lepidosauria; Squamata; Anolidae
Gene: hpcal1
Product: hippocalcin like 1
Exons: 4
Coding region: 259-840 (193 amino acids)
Molecular function (GO): calcium ion binding
Source: RefSeq, a predicted model, not a curated record